AUGGCCGUACCCUCGACCGACGAUGAAGCGGCCAGCGAGAAGCAGAACGACUCGCCCGUAGUUUCAAUGUCCUCCCUGCGGCCACGGGUCGCCGUCGUGCUGGGCAUACCGUCGGUCUGGCACUAUCCCCUGUUCCUCUGCCGGCUGCUGUCCAUUGCGCCCGCCAUCCUGUGGGGUCUGCGUUUUGCCUUGCGCUUCCUGAUCACCGACUUUCUCAGGAGCGAGUUUUACAGAUCUCAACUCGAAGCUCGGGGCUUGGACGAUGUGGCCAGGAUACGCAUCGUUGAGGUGGCACACACGGACUGGUCAGAGACGAGGCUCAGGUUAACCGAGACGGCGCUGUCACUUAUAUGGUGCGGGUCUUCUGCCCAUCUGGCCUUUAUCUUCGCCGAUUGCCUCAUGUCCAGGUGGCUGCUCAACUACACACCCCAGGCGACCAUCAUCCGGCUGCUCACCCUCUGCACCAUCUCCGGCUUCAUCGCGCAGAAGGUCACCUACCUGCUCGGUGCGGACCGGUCGCCGCUCCUGCUCCUGCCCGCCUGGAUCGGCAUCGCCACCACCCUGACCGUGUGCUACCACGUGUCCCAGCGCCGCAUCAACAUACGCAAGGAGACCAAGUCCAGCAUCAGCAUUUUCGGCAUCGCGAGCUUCAUCAGCCUCGUCGCCCUGUUGGUCAACCAGCACAUGGGGAUCCCCGCCAAGAGGGACUACCCCGAGAUACCGCUCACGGCCGUGUUGGGCAGAGCCGCGGAGAUCGGGGGCCGGGUGCUGGUCACGCUCCUGGGGGUGAACGGGGAGCGGGAUGGGCUGUAG
This is a messenger RNA of Truncatella angustata, 813 nucleotides long. RefSeq names its product N-glycosylation protein-domain-containing protein. The coding region runs from base 1 to 813 and encodes 270 amino acids. NCBI's taxonomy places the organism in Eukaryota, Fungi, Ascomycota, Sordariomycetes, Amphisphaeriales, Sporocadaceae. Gene Ontology annotation, biological process: protein N-linked glycosylation; cellular response to oxidative stress. Gene Ontology annotation, cellular component: endoplasmic reticulum membrane. The record is from RefSeq and is a predicted model, not a curated record. The transcript is spliced from 2 exons.